GGUUCACUGUCGUGAAACGGUCUCGGGUGGGAGGCUCCGCUCUGCGUAUGUUAAGUGUCACGCCCUGCCAGUCAUACGAACGCUUAAAGGUCUUAAACCUUGCCUAUUGGUUAGGCUGCAGCAGGAAACCCUGCAACUGGUAACACCUCGUAUCGAAUCUUGGCCAGUACAGCUCACAAGUCAUGGAACUUCAGCCUGUUUAUUAUGAGCCUGGGAGCUUUAUUGAAACAACCACUGGCAACAAGGUGAGCCGCCAGUCUGUUCUGUGUGGCUCCCAAAACACCAUCCUCACUGGCAAGAACAUCGUGGACUCCGGGGCCAUCAUUCGGGGCGACCUGGCCAGCAUUCGAACGGGACGCUAUUGCAUCGUGGGACGGCGGGCGGUGCUGCGGCCGCCGUUCAAAAAGUUCAGCAAGGGCGUCGCCUUCUUCCCGACCCACAUCGGCGACCAUGUGUUCAUCGGCGAGGGCUCCGUAGUCAACGCCGCCUCGGUCGGCAGCUACGUGUACAUCGGCGCCAACUGCGUUAUCGGGCGUCGCUGCAUCCUGAAGGACUGCUGCUACAUCGAGGACAACACUGUGCUGUCUCCGGAGACGGUGGUGCCGUGCUUCGCGCGCUUCGGCGGCUCGCCGGGCCGCUUCCUGUCAGAGUUGCCCGAGUGUGCGCAAGACCUGAUGAUUGAGUUCACGCGAAACUACCAUAAGAACUUCGUGGCUGGGAAAUGAGGCUGGCGCGACUGCGAGCGGCGACUCGAGAGGCCCGGCGACUCGAGAGGCCCGACGGCUUGAGAGACCCGGCGGCUUGAGAGGCCCGGCGGCUCGAGAAGCCCGGCGGCUCGGGAGGCUCGGCGACCAGUCUGCUCGUUGGUGCCGCAGUUGUGGUGCUUCGCACGAUUGGUGGACUCCCGCGACCUCUGCUGCGAGUGUUUCGGCUCAGUCCGGGACCAGCCGUGGAGGACGGCUCGGCCCCGCAGCCUGGUGUGCAGCUGCGAGCAGAGUUGUCGCGAGGCCUUGGGAGUGGAGGAUGAUGAGCUGGGUCGAAGGGGUGAAGAGAGAUCGUAACAGUGCGGUGCUGAAACGAAGGGGACGCCACCAUUGAAUGGAAACCGCGAGCCAGGGUACUGAUCCUGUCCUGCUGAAAAAUAAACGUCGUGACAUUGCGAGCUAAUAGCUAUCGACUCAGUGCGCGGUAUUCCACCCUUUCAAAAUGUACGUAGACAAAAUGCUCGCAGUGUUGCUUUCUGACCGACAGAUGUCAGCACCUGACGUGAUAAACUCGAACAGUACAGUCGCUGACUGUGACAGUGCAGUCGCUAACUGUGACAGUACAGUCGCUAACUGUGACAGCACUGUCGCUGGCUGUGGCGCACCGACCGCCUUGCGUUGUUACGCUGAGGGUGGGGGAGGGGAGGAGCUUCUAGUCGGGUUCUGUGUUUGGGUCAUGUGACUCCAUCCAUAUUUAUAUUUGCAGUGGUGUGCAUAAAUCUCGGUCGAACAACUUCCACUGUAUGAGGUGUGCUAUCCUAGCUUUACAUGUGAGUUUUGCCGAGCAUCAGCAGCAUCUGGGGGCUGUGGUUAGCAUGUGACAUUUUUGGCUACUGUCGCUCGCUUGUUAUGACCAUUCUUUCCGUGCAUUUUACGGUACUUGUACUGAAAGUCGUGCUGCGCUGAAUUCUACGGGAAAUACACGUUAAGAACGGUGCGAUGGAUGCCGUUGCCAGUGAUUAAACUUCCUUGC
Pollicipes pollicipes is the source of this 1737-nucleotide messenger RNA. Its product is annotated as dynactin subunit 5. The transcript has 5 exons. Lineage: Eukaryota; Metazoa; Arthropoda; Thecostraca; Pollicipedomorpha; Pollicipedidae. The record is from RefSeq and is a predicted model, not a curated record. Bases 183 to 725 code for a protein of 180 amino acids. Gene Ontology annotation, cellular component: dynactin complex.